CACCAGGACCGCGGCUCUCCCGGUCACAUCCCGGGGGUACUGUGAGCAGCCGGGUCACGUCCCGCUGUCCAUCCGUGUCCUUGCAGGUGGCUCCGGGCUGUCCUCAUGGCGGAGAAAUCGGACUCCCGAGACUCAGAGAGCAGCUGGGUGCUGGCGGGCAGCGAGGGUCUGCCCAUCGACACAGUGGGUCCAGAGCAGGAUUCCCACAGGACUAAGGAUGAGGAACUGCAGGAGGAGGAGGAGGAUGAAGGCACCCAGGAUACAGCCACAGCCAUGACCACCAAUGGUGCCACCACCUUCCCUGGCCAGACCCUACCCCCCGAGGUCAGUGGGCGGAGUGUGAGCCAGGACGGGGGGCCUGGGGGGCUGCUCCCCCCACGGGGACACCCCACACACCAGCACCUGUGCCUGCAGGACCCAGAGGAGUGCACGGAGCCCGGGGCAUGGGCAGUGCCUGCCCCAGAUGGCUCCACAGAGCCCAGUGUGACUGAGGGUGAUGAGCAGGAGGAGCCUGAUGCUGAGGCUGAGCCACAGUCCUGCCCUGGCAUCCCUAGAGCGGGCCAGGACCUCGCAGGGCAGUGCUCAGAGGCAGACCCUCCCUGGAGGUCUCCCCGUCCCCCAUCAGGGCCACAGACAGAGGAUGGGAGCUGCACCAGCAGUGACAAUGACACAGAGGGGCUGCGGCGGCGGCAGGGCCACAAGCCCCGUCCUGGACCCCCUACUGCCCCGCGCGCCCCGCACCGGAGGACACCGGACACUGGUGACGAGGAUGGGCUCAGCAUGAGCAAGUACCUGCUGGGCAUCUUGGCACUGGUGGCUGUGGGGGUGCUGAUCAUCACUGGUGGCAUCUACGACCCAGUGGAUGGCCCUGUGGAAAGCGUGGGGAGCUGGGACUUGGCUGCUGGAGAGCAGGAGUCGCUGCUGUCCACUGACAGCAAUGACUCACAGCAGAAGCCGCCUCUGCCAGAUGCUGGGGACCCCCAAAGCAUGCAGUCCAUGAACCAACUCCUGGACAAGCUGGCCAAGGAAAACCAGGAGAUCCGGCUCAUGCAGGCGGAGCUGCAGACACACAAGGAUGAGCUGCGGGCGCUGCUGCAGAGGAGCGAGGGCCAGGCAGCUGCAGCGGGGGCGCAGCAGCAGGGCCUGGCCAAGGAGAACGCGCGGCUGCGCGCGGCACUGGAGCGGGAGCCAGGCAAAGGCUGGGGGAAGCCAUCUCACAGCCACCCCCAGCAAGGCUCCCGUGAGCUGCCCCUGCUCAAGCGGUACCGGGCACCGCAGGGCUGCUCAGGGGUGGCCGACUGCGCCCGCAAGGAGGGUCGGGAAGUGCUGGGGGCUGUGCUGGAGCCAGUGCAGAAGGCGCAGUUCCUGCGGCUGCUGGAGAGCUUCAUGGGGCGCCUGGGCUUGGGGGGGCACUUUGGGGGGCUGGCAGCACGGCUGGAUGGGGUCUUUGGGGCUGACGGGGUCUUUGCCCACGACCGCCUGCGGUUUGUUGACUUCGUGGAUGAUGUGGAAGAGCUGCUGGAGGAGGUGGCGUGGCAGGAGGGGGGUGACAAGAAAGCGGCCGAUGGCUUCGAGGAGUACAUGCUGCAGCACUACAGAGGGCUGGGCCCCGACGUCUGCACCAUCCUGCGCCUCUCCGGGCCCCUCAAGGAGCAGUACGCCAAGGAACAUGGCCUCAACUUCCAGCGGCUCCUGGAUGCCAGUGCCUACAAGGAGACGUUCCGACAGGACAUGAUCCACUGGGGCGAGGAGAAGCGCCGUGCCGACCCUGGCUUCUUCUGCCGGGCAGCGGUGGAGGGGGCGGUGCACCCGGUGUGGGUGGUGAGUGACACACGGCGCCUCUCGGAUGUGGAGUGGUUCCGGGACGUCUAUGGGGACGUGGUGCAGACCGUGCGGGUGGUGGCUACCGAGGAGACAAGGAAGAGGAGGAACUGGGUCUUCGUCACUGCUCUGCUGCUGCCAGGGGUGGACGAUGCCGAGUCUGAGUGUGGCCUGGACCAGGGAGUAGCCUUCGACUGGGUGAUCACCAACGACGGGGAUGAGCUGGCCUUGGGCGAGCAGCUGGAGACGCUGCUGCAGGCGCUCCACAGAAGCCUAUAGCUCCAUGUCCCUCCACUGAGGCUUGGGGACCACAUCCCCCCUCCCCAGCCCCCCAGCAUCCUCCCUUCCACCUUUUGCCAGCACUUCCUGUUCUGGAAUAAAGCUCCGAUAUGGAGAACCACUGCCACGCU
Manacus vitellinus (golden-collared manakin) is the source of this 2231-nucleotide messenger RNA. RefSeq names its product phosphomevalonate kinase (gene PMVK). Lineage: Eukaryota; Metazoa; Chordata; Aves; Passeriformes; Pipridae. Gene Ontology annotation, biological process: cholesterol biosynthetic process. Gene Ontology annotation, cellular component: cytoplasm. The transcript has 12 exons. The coding region runs from base 106 to 2100 and encodes 664 amino acids. The record is from RefSeq and is a predicted model, not a curated record. Gene Ontology annotation, molecular function: phosphomevalonate kinase activity.